AUGCCGGAGCGUACUCGCUGUGCGUUAAGGGAGAAGAUUGCAGGCCUAGAGAAAGACACAGUCGGCGUCAGCAGAAGCAAGCGACUCAAGAAAGCAAGCAUAAGCAACGUCCACUACAAAGCAAUGCAGGCGGCUGCGUGCGCGUCCCUCUUGAAUCGUGUCAUAUUGGACGACCAAGCACAACCGAAAAACUUCAAGAUGUGCAGUAUGCAUCCGGAGCCUGCAGACCAAGGGGAUGCUACCCGUUUGCCGGUGCCUCCUGUGCUGGAGUGUGCUGAAGACGCUGCUGCGAGUCGCUAA
Eimeria mitis is the source of this 300-nucleotide messenger RNA. RefSeq lists its product as uncharacterized. Lineage: Eukaryota; Apicomplexa; Conoidasida; Eucoccidiorida; Eimeriidae. The coding region runs from base 1 to 300 and encodes 99 amino acids. The record is from RefSeq and is a predicted model, not a curated record. The transcript is spliced from 2 exons.